GUGACGUCAUAUCUUCGCGCCGCAGCUUCCGGUUUUAUUUGAGGAGCGCCAUAGAUUCUUUUCAUCUUUUUUCCAGACCUUGCUCUUGGGAUAAAACAUGUCUCUGGCGGACGAGUUGCUGGCUGACCUGGAGGAGGCAGCGCAGGAAGAAGACGACAGCUUAAUAGAUGAGGAUGACCUGGAGACAAUAGAAGAAGUGCAGGAGGAGAUGCAGGUGGACCUUAAUGCUGAGUCUGUGAAAAGUAUAGCAAAGCUAUGGGACAGUAAGCAGUUUUCAGAGAUUCUCGACAAGAUUGAUGAAUAUGUUAAAAAACAACCAAAAGAAUCGGAAGUUAUGGGACCUGUGGAAGCCGCUCCAGAAUAUAAAGUUAUAGUUGAUGCAAACAAUUUGACAGUGGAAAUUGAAAAUGAAUUGAAUAUAAUCCACAAGUUUAUCAGAGACAAGUAUUCAAAGAGGUUUCCGGAGUUGGAGUCUCUGGUGCCAAAUGCCUUGGAUUACAUAAGGACAGUGAAGGAAUUGGGAAAUAAUCUGGACAAAUGCAAGAAUAAUGAGAAUCUUCAGCAAAUUCUGACAAAUGCAACCAUCAUGGUUGUUAGUGUGACUGCCUCCACUACACAGGGACAGCAACUGACUACUGAAGAAUUGGAACACAUUGAAGAAGCUUGUGACAUGGCGCUAGAACUGAACCAGUCCAAACACAGAAUCUAUGAGUAUGUGGAGUCUCGCAUGUCAUUCAUUGCGCCCAAUCUCUCCAUCAUUGUCGGGGCCUCAACUGCAGCCAAAAUAAUGGGUAUUGCUGGUGGUCUCACAAACCUCUCAAAGAUGCCUGCCUGCAACGUCAUGCUCCUGGGAGCUCAGAGGAAAACGUUAUCUGGCUUCUCUAGCACUUCUGUCCUUCCCCAUACUGGUUAUAUCUAUUAUAGUGACAUUGUCCAGUUAUUACCUUCGGAUUUGCAUCGAAAGGCAGCAAGAUUGGUGGCAGCAAAGUGCACUUUGGCAGCACGUGUAGACAGCUUUCAUGAGAACCCUGAAGGAAAGAUUGGUUAUGACCUAAAAGAGGAGAUUGAAAGAAAGUUUGAUAAAUGGCAAGAACCACCGCCAGUCAAGCAGGUAAAACCUCUGCCAGCACCUCUUGAUGGACAGAGAAAGAAACGCGGUGGCCGCAGGUACCGCAAAAUGAAAGAACGACUUGGGCUGACAGAAAUCCGAAAACAGGCCAAUAGGAUGAGCUUUGGAGAGAUUGAAGAAGAUGCAUAUCAGGAAGACUUGGGCUUCAGCUUGGGACAUCUUGGGAAGGGUGGAAGUGGAAGAGUACGGCAAGCACAAGUUAAUGAAGCUACCAAGGCCAGAAUCUCCAAAACAUUACAGCGUACACUACAGAAACAGAGUAUGGUUUAUGGAGGAAAGUCCACAGUAAGAGACAGAUCUUCGGGUACUGCGUCCAGUGUUGCCUUUACUCCCCUUCAGGGUCUAGAGAUUGUUAACCCGCAUGCUGCAGAGAAGAAGGUGGGUGAGGCAAAUCAGAAAUAUUUUUCCAGCAUGGCAGAAUUCCUGAAAGUGAAGCAUGAAAAAAAUGGUACAAUGACACAGUGAUGGUGCUGUCGUCUUGUCUUGUAUUCUUGGAACUUGUCUGAAUGAUCCACUGACCACCGAGACACUGGGCUUGGCUGUAGAGAAAUGCCUGCAAGGAACUGGGACCUCAUACAGAGUAAUGCAGGACACUCAUCUACUGCCCUGAAAGAAAGAGCUGAAUAUCUUUGAAGGAUGAAGAACCCCUCAUUUUUAUAUUCAGUUAAACAAACUUUUUAUUUUUGUUUUUAUUUUAAUUGUUUUGGUGUGAAUGUUGGAGCUUUCUGUAAUCGAAAAUAAAUGGCAUUGUAUUUCAGCUUUUAAACAUG
Molecule: messenger RNA, 1899 nt
Organism: Bufo bufo (common toad)
Lineage: Eukaryota; Metazoa; Chordata; Amphibia; Anura; Bufonidae
Gene: PRPF31
Product: pre-mRNA processing factor 31
Exons: 14
Coding region: 98-1594 (498 amino acids)
Biological process (GO): mRNA splicing, via spliceosome; spliceosomal tri-snRNP complex assembly
Cellular component (GO): U4 snRNP; U4/U6 x U5 tri-snRNP complex; precatalytic spliceosome
Source: RefSeq, a predicted model, not a curated record